Messenger RNA from Asterias rubens (European starfish), 1312 nucleotides. RefSeq lists its product as uncharacterized. The coding region runs from base 176 to 1255 and encodes 359 amino acids. The record is from RefSeq and is a predicted model, not a curated record. The transcript has 7 exons. NCBI's taxonomy places the organism in Eukaryota, Metazoa, Echinodermata, Asteroidea, Forcipulatida, Asteriidae.
GAAUGCAUAUAUGGCAGAGAUCAACUGGUAUAUAAUGUGCAUGGUCUACUCCAUUUGGCACAUGAGGCGAACAAAUUUGGCUCACUUGAUAACAUUUCAAGUUUCCCAUACGAGAAUUUCCUUCAUCGGUUAAAACGACUCAUCAGAAAACCAUCCUCACCCCUUCAACAGGGAAAUGUACGCAGUUGUUGAGUUCAAGAUUGAGGGCACUGUGGCCCUAGUUGCUGAGAGCUGGCUGACGGACGAAGACAACAUUGUCAAGUGGCCUGCAAAAUUCAAGACACAAGGCAGAAUUGACAGAGCUGUACAGAGGUGCGAGCCACCAAGCAAUGAUUAUGAGCGGUUCCCCUGUCGUGUGCUGUAUAAAACAGCCUCUUAUGAGAAAGGCAUGGCUAAAGUGCGCCAGGCACAAGACACAUCAGACAUUGGAACUGAUAUGGAAACGGAAGUGCCACCCAAGAGAAUUAUGAGGCCAAACCCACGCUAUCAGCAGGAUGCAUCAUCAGAUGAAGAAAUUGUUACUGCAAUUCAGCUACGUCGCAGUGUGAAUUCCACAUCUAACAACAGCCCAUCAGAAUUGCCAUGUCCACCACCAAGCCUCAUCCUUUCGGGGUCACCCUCGGGGUCUUCGGGGUCUUCGGGGGGUUUGAGUCGGUCCUCAUCAGCUUGCACAGCAACUGAGAAGAAACUGCUGACCCUGAUAGAAAAGGCAACCAUGAUAACUACAGAAAACCGAACCCUGCUCAUUCAAAUACUGAGAAAACUCAAUACGUCACAACAGGAGUUAGAUAAUGGUGGUUUGCCAGAAGGAUUGACUUUUCCCUUGAAAUUGUUGAGGGAUGUGAGAGACCUGGAGGCCCUCCUUCAAAAUUUCGAGAAGGAGAAGCUUUUGGUCACUUACUUAUCCAAUAUUGGUGGAGAGAAUCUUGGCAGUACGGUCAGACGAAUUCUUGUCUGCAUAUUGACCAAUGACCUUGCAAAGCAGUUUAAUUGGAUUGGAAAAGGCACAAAGGAGGCCUUCUGUAAACUUCGUCUGGUGAAUGUUGUACAUCGAGCUGUUCGCAGAAAUCCAGCCGUCAGAUCUGCGACAAAUGCUGAGAUAGAUUCCAUCAUAAAAGAUUGGUUUCGCUAUGCCAAAGACCGUGAUGGUGGAAGGGCGAGAAGAGCACGUCAGGCCAGCGUUAGUCCUUCCGAAAAUGUCAGCCAGGAAUCUACUGAAGACUAUGGUUCCAGUGAUGAACAUGACCGUCCCUGAUCGAUGAAAACCAGGGAGCCUGCAUGCAGCUAGAGAUUUUGGUUCAGAUCAGUGAGG